Molecule: messenger RNA, 2463 nt
Organism: Lobosporangium transversale
Lineage: Eukaryota; Fungi; Mortierellomycota; Mortierellomycetes; Mortierellales; Mortierellaceae
Exons: 10
Coding region: 105-2102 (665 amino acids)
Biological process (GO): lipid metabolic process
Molecular function (GO): triacylglycerol lipase activity
Source: RefSeq, a predicted model, not a curated record
CCAUUGUCUUCUUUUCUUAAUCAUUUCCAUUUGUUCACCAGACAGUUUUUUUCAUCUUCCCAUUCCUCAGAACCAUCAUCAUUCACUCAGUCAGGCAAAGCAGAAUGAUACCUUUUAUAGACUCACUCAUACAAUUACUUGCGACUAUUUCUGCGUCUUUGCUACAGCUGAUCAUAUAUUCAUGGAAGGGCCUGUGGUCCAUGAUUGUGGACCGUAAUCUUGUAGAUCGUAUGACGAACGAGCUUGCACAUUCCAAAAACUUUGAUGAGUGGCUGGCCAGAGCCACCGAGCUUGACAUCCUCACUGGGUCUGAUGUAUGGCGUAACAAUCACCGAUCCAAUAUCUAUGAUUACAACUUGAUUCUCUCACGGAGACAUCACCUCAAGCUUGUUAGAGAGUCCAAAGAUGUUUCAGCCAUGAUGUACCUACUCCGUUCCGGACUACUCCGGAACUUGGGUGGGAUUACAGACCCACGACUCUUUUGCCACUCUUAUCUAGGCACGAAGCAUUUGAUCGAGUCGUAUAUGGAUGAAGUAGUCUCACAGCUUGAACAUGUAGCCGAGACUAGCCACGCUACACUCUCAAGACAGGCAAAAAUAGAUUUUUUCAUGGAAACAAGACAGAGCUUUGGAAGUUCUGCGCUUCUACUUCAUGGAGGUGCUUCAUUUGGCAUGUACCAUUUGGGUGUGGUCAAGACUCUAUUUGAACAUGGACUUUUACCUCGCAUCAUUAGUGGUGCUUCCGUGGGUGCCUUGGUGGCAGCAUUAGUUUGCGUCAAAACGGAUGAAGAAUUGCCUAGUAUUUUCGAGGAAGGCGGCAUUGAUCUCCGGGCAUUUCAGCGUGUUGGAGUCAGGGGUAACCUGAGCCGAAAGAUCACGCGUCUAAUGACUGAAGGAUAUCUUAUUGACAUCAAAGUUUUACAGGAGUGUAUUCAGACCAACGUUGGAAAUUUGACAUUUGAUGAAGCAUUUAAAAAAACGAAGCGUGUCCUCAAUAUCACGGUGCCCUCAUCACGGAAGUCUGAAGGCCCAAAACUUCUUAACUACAUCACAUCCCCUAAUGUUCUGAUUAGUAGCGCAGCGUGCACGUCGGCUUCAAUGCUGGGAUUCUCUUCUGCUGCGGAUCUUCUAGCUAAGGAUAAAUCCGGUCGAAUUAUUAGAUGGACUCCAUCAGCCGUUAAUUACACAAACUCCACUACCCCUUCAUUCUUUUCAUAUGGGGCAGUAAGUCCCGAGACGCCCCUAACCAGACUUUCCGAGCUGUUUAACGUCAAUCAUUUUAUUGUCUCACAAGCAAACCCUUACAUUGUCCCAUUCCUAUCACGCGGUUUGAAGGAUCGAAAGUCUGGUCGAUCUGAUCGGUUUGGUUACUCUGCAGGAAUGAUGGAGCGGAUUGCAAGAGUCAUCUUGGAGGAGAUUAAGCAUAGAAUGGGCCAGCUGAACCAAAUAGGGAUUCUUCCUCAUCUUUUCGUGCAGCUAGUGGAGGAAAAGGUAUCUGGAAACGUUACAAUCGUCCCUGAAGUCCAGCUUCAGGACUUCUUGACCUUGAUCUCAAAUCCAACCCACGAGUCAAUUCAGUACUGGAUUCUCAAGGGUGAGCAAUCGACUUGGCCCUUCUUGUCAAUGCUCAAAUACAGGCUGAUGAUUGAACUUGCUUUGGACCGAAUUUUAUUACAACUAAGAGCCGAAGCAUCUGCUUCAGCCAUUCAGGCUGGGAUUCAGGGACAACAAUACUCUAUUGGGGUCAGAAGUGCACACCAUCGAAGGCAAAAAUCAGGACCAAAGCGAUUAACACCUCACUCAGCUUCACCGGCCGUCACCAGGCGUGGGAGUAGUGCUAAUAUUGUCGGAGCCAUGACUGGAAUAGGCAACGGAGUUGGGAAUGAUUAUGUCUCACAUCGACUAAUCCGUAUGACCAGCAAUGUACAGCCAGGAGAGCAUGACUACCUAAGCAUGAGUCAACUCCAUCAGCAAACGCAACGAAGUGUGCAGCAGCGACAGCAAGGUGACACACUGCACGAGCAUCAUGAAGAACCUGGCUCGCCUGAUCCGGGGUACCCUGUUCCACUCUACGACUCCAAACGGUCAAAAUCCAUGCAUUAAGUCAAUUCUCACCACUCUUGCCAUCAGCUUUACGGAUGAUAUUAUGAUGUACCAUCUUUAUUUUUCUAUUUUACAUUAAGGUACAGGUUGAGCACAAUACUCAGUAUAUUCAUUCUUUAGAUCCCUACACCUGCUCUGGAAUGGCCCAUUAGUAGAAUACAUGGUUCUUCAUUAUUAACUUUAUAGAUCCCUCCCCUUGAGUUCAAUCCACUGAUGUUGAUAGUCUCAUCAAAUGACAAAAUGCAUGCACCGAAAGGGGGAAAAAAUUAUAAAGAAAUGAAUAUAAUACAAUUCAAACAUGCGCAGGAUUAAACGAGAAUAGCAAAGAUAUACAAAAUAGAUAUCCGAAUGAGAAUAAAGA